This is a messenger RNA of Aphis gossypii (cotton aphid), 5439 nucleotides long. RefSeq names its product beta-1,3-galactosyltransferase 5-like. Lineage: Eukaryota; Metazoa; Arthropoda; Insecta; Hemiptera; Aphididae. Gene Ontology annotation, molecular function: hexosyltransferase activity. Gene Ontology annotation, cellular component: membrane. Bases 1111 to 2163 code for a protein of 350 amino acids. The record is from RefSeq and is a predicted model, not a curated record. The transcript is spliced from 3 exons.
AGUGACGCGCGCGAUUUGAACUCGUCUCGGCGACGUCGUGCCUUGACCGCGCCGAACGACCGCCGCCGCGAAAACGCAUACACAUCGCGACUACACUAUGCCCGUCACACCGACACCGUACCUAUGGCACGCUACCACGGUCACUUCCGUACCGGUACACAAGCGCACACCGGUUACCGAAUACCGACUCGCGCGCGCCACCGCCACUACCACCCCGCCGACGACGAUUGCUGCAGACACUAACCCCUCCCGUCCACUACUCGCCGAGCUUCCGAGUCGUCAGUACUACCCCGCCAAGCCCCCCCGCGCAGCCGUUCCGUGGUCCGUGUCCCGUGACACUUUGCGACUGGGUUAUCGUCAUCGUCGUUAUGCACUGUCGGCUUGGGCAGCUUAUUUUUUUUAUCGUCGGUCCUUAUUAUUAUUGUUAUUAAUUCGUUAUUAUCGCUCAUCCGUCGCCGUCAUCGAAAUAUGAACCGGAAUCAAUGCCGUCAGUUAAAAAUAGUGUGGUUCGAAAAAACGGCCGUUCGCGUCAUCCGUUAAUCCAGCGGGAAAUGUCUCGAUAUCCCGUCGAACGUCAUCGUUAUCAUCUCGGCACUCGUCGUGUUCAUCGCAUCGCCGAUCGUUUGAUCUGCGGCCGUUUAGCGUUGCCGCCGACCGCUGCUAAAUAUUAUAUUACCGCGCGCCGACGACGGCCGUUACCACCACCACCACCGCCGCCGCCGCCGCCAUCGUCGUCGACACAGACGCGACCGUAGUCGCUACUCACUUUAGUCGUCGUAGACCGUAGUGCGACUGCCGGUGCUAAGCCAUUCGCUCGCGUGCCGCAAACCCGCAGUAGUGUUUCGUUGCGUGGCGGGCGAAAAGUCUGUGGGUACGUACACGUCGCAACGACGUCGGAGCCGGUCGACGACGAGACGCGCUAGAAAAUUAAAAAAUUAAUCCGCUCUCCUCUCGUACGGAUCUUCGUCAUCACCACAGAACAAUAUCACUAUGACCAUCGCCACUCGUCCUCGGACGGUCCUAGAUCAAUAAUACUAUUAAUUCUAACUUCCUGAAGACAAUUGAAGAAUUAAAACUAAGUAAUAACAGUCAAUAGGUAGAAGAAAUGCCAUGAUAGUACGAUUGUAUUCUUUAAUUUUAUCGCUUGGCAGCCUUACAUUAAUCACAUUUUCUUUGUGGUCAGUAUGGAGCAAGAUAGCCAAUGUCGACGAAUCACAUGCUGGCCAUGUCGAAUAUCGUAUACUUACAAUAGAAAAUGUUACUUCGAAACCAUUCGAAUUACAUUCUUUGUCCGAUACAGAUCUUCACUCUUUGAUCGAUUUGCCAUCUUUCAAUUUCAAUAUAAACCAAAAGGUAUGCGACAACAAUACUAAACUGGUAGUAGCUUUAGUUCAUACUGCACCAGGACAUUAUGCCAAACGUCAGGCUAUAAGAGAUACAUGGGCAAAAAUGAUACCAACGUUAUUUUUCAUGGGUCUACCAGAUUCAAACAUUACUCAAAACAAUGUUAUUUUAGAAAAUCAAUUGUAUAGUGAUAUUGUUCAAGGCAACUUUAUAGAUUGUUACCGUAAUUUAACUUAUAAACAUGUGAUGGUAUUUAAAUGGACUUUGUACUAUUGUCCUUGUGCCAGGUAUUUGCUCAAAACUGAUGAUGAUACGUUGGUUAAUGCACCAUAUUUGUUGGAAAUACUCAAUCAUAGAUUAUCACCUUUAGGAGCGCGAAAUUUGCUUAUGUGCCAACUCAUAUUAUCGAGUAUGGUAAAACGUUCAUAUAGAUCUAAAUGGAGAGUUUCAUAUUCUGAAUAUCCAAAUCGUUGGUAUCCAACAUAUUGCAGAGGCUGGGCGAUAGUUUAUUCACCAGAUGUAAUUUAUAAACUAUACACAGAAGCACAAGUAACUCCAUACUUUUGGAUUGAUGAUGUUCACAUAACUGGUACAAUAGCAGUCAAACAAAAUAUUACUCAAACAGAUUUAGCAGAAUUAGCAGUGGACGAAUCUGAUGUAAGGGACGAUAAAAAUAUUAGUCGCAAGUUUUUAUUUUGCUUAUUAUCUGAAGCAGAUCAGUCAAUGAGAAAAUUUUGGAAUAUUAUUUUACAACCUGAUGAUACUGUUGUUUCAUCUUCAACCAACCUUGGACUUGAUAUGAAUGUUGGUAAUAACUAAACAAAUAUGGUUAAUUCUUGAAGAUUGAAUAAUGAAUUGUGAUAAAGUAGCAUGUAAAAAAGUUAUUUGUUAUUAUUUUAUUUUUAUUUUAGGAAAUAAUAUUUGUAGGUUUUUUAAAAUAAAGGCUGAUUUUAAAAAUGAAAGUUAUAAAACAAUAUGUAUGUAUAAAUUAUAAUAUUAUUUUAUUUUAGAUACUUAGGUACCUAAUUAUAUAGUGUGAACUACGAAGCGCUACAAAUUAUAUUUAAGGGGUGUUAAUAUAAAAAGUUUCAAGUGAUAUAUUUAUAGACAUAUGACAUAUACCAACUACAUAAUAUAUAGUGUAUAGUAUAAUAAAAUUAUCAUUUUUCAAUGAUAUACUAAUUAAUUACAUACAUUUUAAAUAACCAUUUAAUUUGUAAAAUGUACAUAUAUAUAUAUAUUUACUAAUAUACUGUGUUAUUUAUAAUUUAAUAUUAAUUAUUAAUAUCCCUUAAUAAUUUAAAAAAACAUUAAUACCAUACCAUGUAUACCGAUUUAUGUAUACCUAUUUAACAAUAAUAAUAAAUAGUAUUAACAAUACACAGAUCCUGUUUACUUAUAGCUUAUAAAAUAAGAAAUUCAAUUGAUUAAAUGUAUGAGAUACUUAUGAAAAAAAGCAAAAAUAAAAAAUACAUCUUGCAAUUAUUGUUUCAAAUAAAAAUUGUGAUGGCAGGGUAAAACAGAAAAUAAAUAAGGUUUUUAUGAUUUUAAAGUAUAAUUAGAAUGUAGUUUAACUAACUUUGAACAACAAUUUCAGUUCUUCAAUACCAAGUUUUCAAAUUAUGCCAAUUAAAUAUUUAAAUAUAAUACAGUUAAAAUAGUAAAUUAAAUUUUAUAAAAUUUGGUGAAUUUGUUUAAAUUAUGUCUAAAGAUGAGACAGCAUUCUACCAUUUCUCAAAUCCAUCAAUAAGUACUAGCUGUUUCUUUAAUAUUAUAUUCCUAACCAAAUUAAUGAGUCAAAUCACUUGAAGUAUUUUAUUAUUUAAUGUUUCUAUUAAACUAAAGAUUAACAUGUAGUUAAUCAGUUUAGUGAUCAUUUUUGUUUUUCAGUUAUACCCAAAUAAAAAUGUGUUUAAUUUUGAUUGUUAAAUUGUUUGCAUUCCAAGAAAAUGUAUACCUCUUAUUGAAUAGUUUUAAUUUUGUUUUGGAUUGUCUUAUUUAUGAAAAAUUUUUUGGCUUUUGUUCAUUUUUUCACUUAAUCAUCAAUAAUAUUUCAAUAGUUAUCGUAUGAUUUUUUUGAAUCCAAUGAAUAAAGUGAUAAAUAAAUAAUAGCCUGUGGUAGACUACUUUAAUUUCAGAAAUGAUCUUUACCAUAGUAAAUAUACGAUUCUAAAAAGUAUCCUCAUAUUGUAAUAUCUUUUUUAAUAUACAUAUUAAGUCGAUUUUCAAAUGAAUUUCUUAUUUGUAUAUAUGCCAAUAUAAUUUUUAAUACAGUCAUAAAAGCAAGGAUUAAAGACUAAUUAUUAUUGUAAUUAAUAAGACAUAUUUAUUUUUCUUAAAUUAAUUUUGAGUAAUAGCUAAAUUAUUAAAAAAAUUAUUGUUAUCACUGUUGUAAGCUAUAACUAUUUUAUCAUAAUUUGAAAGAAAAUGCGCUACGGAUAGGAUUGUUUGUUUGUAAAACUUAAAUUCAAUAGUACUGGAUUAAAGAAAUUGAACUUAGUGAUUAUACUCCUUUUUGAUUUUCCUUUACUUGGAAUAAUUUUAGAUUUGAUGAAAAAAUUUUUGGUAUUGUAAUGAAUUUUUAAUAUAAUCAAUACCAAGAGCAUUUUGGUUAAAUGCUAUAUCUUUAUAUUAUUGUUUAUAAACAUUUAAGUUUAAAUUAAACAAAACUAAAUUAACUAGUAAUUUCUCUCGUGUUUAACUUUAUAUUAAUAAUUUGUAUAUAAUUAGUUCUAAUCCUUGCUUUUUUUGUUGCAUACUUGUUCCUAAUAUAAGUAUUAAUUUUACAAUUUAAAUAUAUUGUUGAGACUUUUAAUUAUUAUAACAAAGUAUCUUAAUAAAUAAAAAAUAAAAAAUAUUUUAAUGUUUGAUGUCAAACAUUAAAAAGUAGAUGUCAAAAGGAGAUCUCAUGAAAUGUACUUAAAUUGAGUUGAAUGUUUCAACAUAUAUUAUAAAUUGUUUUUGUGUUUUAUUCAAAAGUAUACUCUUAAUAGUGUUAAAUUAGUUAAAUUUUUUUCUUUUUUUUUUUAUCUGAAAUUUAUGAUACAAACUCAAUUUAAAUUUAAAAUAAUGCUUUAUCAUACUAGGUACUCCAUUCAGAUAAAAAAAUAUUAAUUUGGUGCGUAUCAAUAUUCAGGUUUUAAGUUAACAAUAAGGCAUAUCUAAUUUAAUAGUUUAAACUAGAAUACUUUAUUUUCUUAAUUUAUAGUUGUAUAAAUCAGAAUUUUGUUGAAAAUGGUUAUUUUUUAUUUAGUAAGAUACUAAUUUACUAAGAUCUGUGUCAUUGAAAAAACAUGUUUGUAAUAUGAUUAUGUACUUAAAAUUUUGUCUUAUAUAAUAUGUAAUCAAUUAUUACAAAUUGUUAAUGUUAAAUACAUAAUUAUUGUAAUUAGUAUAUAUAUCAAAUACCAAAAAUUGUUAAUUAUAAUUUUUUUUAAAAAUUUAGAAUUUUUUUAUUGAAUUGGUGCCAAAAUUUAGAACUUAGUGUCAAAGAAAUGUCAGUUAUAAUUUUUUGCUCAAUUAUCACAGUAAUUAUUAUUUAAGUAAUCACCUUAACUUAUUAUUUGUUUCAUGUUUUCUUUUUUUCUUUUGUUAUAUUUCAUGAAAUAUGUAUUGGGGACCAACUUGUCUUACCAUCGACAGAUAGAGGAUCUGAUAUAAAUUAAUGAACAAGCUACUCGAAAGAAUUCAAUAAAAUUAUAUUUCAAAUGUGCUGUUAAAGAUACACAGAUAUAAUAUUAGGUGCUCUUAAAAAAAUUAAUUUUUUAAAAUACAAUUUAAAAAAAAUAUAUGAACUGUGUUUUAACAAAGGAGUUAAAAUUAGUUGUAUUGUGUUUAUAUAUAAAUUAUGUACCUAUAUUUGUUUGCAAUACAUUCCUUAAAAUAUAAUUUGAAUGCCUAAUGCUACUUGUUGGUAAUGAAAUACUGUUUAUAAUCAAUUGUAAUACAAAUUAUUAUCUAAUUAUUGAUUUGAGUUAUUGAUUCUGGCGUAUUUAUUUAAUGUUUAUUUAAUAAAAAUAAAGUUGUUAUUAUAAUUUUUAAGAAUCCUUAUUUUAUUUGAAAUAAAACUAUUUUGAUUUUGUUUGUUUGAAAUAA